Molecule: messenger RNA, 788 nt
Organism: Aplysia californica (California sea hare)
Lineage: Eukaryota; Metazoa; Mollusca; Gastropoda; Aplysiida; Aplysiidae
Product: dystrophin-like
Exons: 6
Coding region: 78-788 (236 amino acids)
Biological process (GO): synaptic signaling
Cellular component (GO): plasma membrane
Source: RefSeq, a predicted model, not a curated record
ACCUACAGGCAGACGUGGACUGCCACCAGCCCGGCAUCGAGUCGCUGCACCAGUCGGGGAACCAGGUGGUGCGCAGCAUGGGGGCGCGCGAGUCGCACAAACUGCAGGCGCGGCUGGAGGAGAUGAACAAACGCUGGCUACACCUCAUGGAGAAGUCAAUGGAGAUACGCGGUCGUCUGGAGAGUAACGUGGAGCAGUGGUCAAGACUGGUCAAGACUCUCCAGAGCCUGGUGUCCUGGGUCAGUGCCCGGCAGGUGGAUCUACAGCAGCAGCAGCCUGUGGGAGGGGACCUGGCCAGUGUCCAGCGGCAGUUGGUGGAGAACCAGCGACUGCGACAAGUUCUGGAACUGAAGCGACCGUUGGUGGAGCAGAGUCUGGAUGCUGGAAAGUUCUAUCUGAAGGAAGAGGGAGAGGAAAUCUCUCGCUACGACAGUGGUGGGGAGAGUGCUGAUGACAGCGGGUCCGAACCUGUGCUGGAGAACGACGCUCCCAACUUAAUGCGGAACAUCAAACGCCAGGUGCACGUGCUCAACAAGAAGUGGACGGAGCUCAAUCAGUCGUGUCUUAACUGGCAAAUCAAACUGGACGAGGUGGCAGAGGUAAAUGCCUUCUCUUUGCCUCUCUCUCUCUCUCCAUUCAGUUCACAGAGCUUUCAGCUGAAGUUUCCACUCCAAGGAGAGGUUGAUGACGUCACAGACCAGGCCAACCGCCUCCAGGAAAACCACGUCAUCCUAUCCCACCACAACGUCCACAGACUAGAGGACUUCUCUCAGAGGUGCUCAGCCUAA